This is a messenger RNA of Trichoderma gamsii, 696 nucleotides long. RefSeq lists its product as hypothetical. The record is from RefSeq and is a predicted model, not a curated record. Lineage: Eukaryota; Fungi; Ascomycota; Sordariomycetes; Hypocreales; Hypocreaceae. The transcript has 2 exons. Bases 1 to 696 code for a protein of 231 amino acids.
AUGAUCUCAUUCGCUCGGCCCGCUUCUCCCUCGACUCAAGACGAUGCUGAAAAUAAACAGCCCGCUAAUUAUUCAAGAGCUCGUAAUUGGCAUGGAGUUUUCUUUGUUGCAGCUGCCCACUAUAUAAACUUGUUAAUCCCACUGAUCAUCAGAGACAUUCCAUCCAUCACCUCAAGCCAACAACCAACAUCAUCAGCCACCACUAUAAAUACCUUCAUCUUCAACACUUCUUCCCCCAAACAACAACCUCAAACCUUCAAAACCUUCAAAAUGCAAUUCUCCAUCGCCGCCAUCAUCCCCUUCCUGGCCUCCGCCAACGCCAUCAUCAGCGGCAUCGCCGUCCCCGAAACCAUCAAGCCCGGCGAGCCCUUCCAACUCACCAUCGAGACCCAAAACUACAUCCAAGCCGUCUCAGACAUCUCCAUUGCCGUUGGCUACCAAAAGGGUGACGGCUACCCUGACUGUCUCGGCACAGUCCUCGGCUCAUUCUACCUCGGACCCAGUAAAUCCAACAUCCUCACCAACAUCACCGAAACCCUCACCAUCCCCGCCAACAUCGCCCAAGGCGACGGCAUCAUCUCCGCCACCGUCUACAGCCUCUACGGCGUCUCCCAGAUGCCCACCCUCGUCAACCACAACGUGACCAUUACCGUCGGCAGCGAGACAUCCAAGACUCUCAAGUCCAGCUCCAAUUAA